Colletotrichum spaethianum is the source of this 504-nucleotide messenger RNA. RefSeq lists its product as uncharacterized. The record is from RefSeq and is a predicted model, not a curated record. Lineage: Eukaryota; Fungi; Ascomycota; Sordariomycetes; Glomerellales; Glomerellaceae. Bases 1 to 504 code for a protein of 167 amino acids. The transcript is spliced from 2 exons.
AUGUCUUUCGCCGAUAUUUCCAAGAGCUUGAGCGACAUCGAGCGCAAGGUGACCAAGUCCAUCAAGAUCCUCCAGAAGGGCAGCGACUUGAACUACAAGGAUGCCAUCAAGCUGGGAACCAAAUCCAACUCCAUUGUCAGCACGAUCAACAAGGGCAUCAAGGACUACGGAAACUUCAACCCCUCCGACUCAGAUGCGAAGAAGCUCCUGGACCAGAUGAAGACCAUCGUGGAUUUGACCGAGACCCAGUUGACCAGCAUGGUGUCAAACAAAGGCCGACUUGAGAGCCUGAAGGUCGGCGGCCUGGUGAAGAAGAACGUGCAGAAGACCGAAGUUGCCAGCAAGGAGCUCUCCAACGUAAUGACUGCGAAGGCUCCUGCGAACCUUAAGGCGGAGGCCGAAGCGUUGGAAAAGAGACGUGAGGCUGCUUUCAGCAAGGCUAACGCAGCCUUCGCCAGCUCCACCGGUGGUGAGAAUGAUGCUCUCGAGGAAGACUCUGAGUAG